This is a messenger RNA of Symbiodinium sp. CCMP2456, 672 nucleotides long. The record is from the annotation of a GenBank genome assembly. Lineage: Eukaryota; Dinophyceae; Suessiales; Symbiodiniaceae.
AUGGGCGGUGCACAAGCAUCGCUGUGCUGCUGCUGGCAGCGCCAGAAGACGCCUACAGAGUUUCCAUUUGAACCACCUCGCCGGCCACCACACACUAACGAGCCCGUAGCGACCACUGCUGCAGCCAGCGGAGGAGAGGACGAUGAGGAGGUGGAGUUCGAGCUUGGCACGCUCAACACCUUCCUCGAGUAUCGACAGGUCUCACGGAACAAAAAGCGCAGCCACAGCAUGCCAAGAAGUAUGCGACCAUGCAGAGACCAGAAAGUCAGUCUUGUGGCGGCAGGCAACAUGGAGGAGACUGCUGGCAAAUCGGAGCGACUUACUACCCCUACUCUUCCUCCUACUGCAACUCCUCCUGCUGCUGCUUGCAAGGUUGGUCCUGUCCCCGAUCGUCCGCCAAUCGAUGAUAGGUUCGAACCUUUCCUCACCCCGGAGAUGGUUUCCGCAGAGAGGCGCUGGAAACGCGACGUGCUUGGGCGGCUGGCGUGGCAUCGUGUGCCAGCCAGGCCUCAUAGCUGCGCGCAUACCUGCCCAGAAUGCUGCCAGCUGUGGAACAACAGCUGGCGACUGGCAGCAGCUGAUCCUGUGAGGGUUCCGGGCCAUGCUGACCCCUGCAGGGCUCUGCAUAUCAUGCCCCGGCUUCCCGAGCGUGCGCUGUUGCUUUCGCAAUGA